ACAAUUAACUGUUACUUCUUAUCUAUUCUUGCUUAUUUUUACCCGACCAGCCAACCACCAAUCACAUUGCUGGAACUCAGGAUUUUCCGUUGAGCAUUUGCUUGAAAGGCAAGGAUGUAAUGAUAAAUUCUGUUGUAGAGAAGGCUAAGAAUAUCUGAGAUCAAAGGUUCCUCAUCUUGAGAGAAACAACUCAAGGCAAAAUUACAGAGUCUUCUGUUCCUUGCUCAGAAACCUACAGAGAAAUAUUGAGGAAACAUCAGAUGAUGUGUCCUCCAAGAGUUCCACAUGGGGCCCUUGAUACAAAAGGGAAAAUGAGAGCCAGGCCCUCCUCUGGGCCGUGGAGAGUCUCUGAUCCAACUCUGUUCCAAAUGACCUUGGUCGCUGCUCUGUUGGCAACUGUUCUUGGCAAUUGUGGUCCUCCACCUUAUUUACCGUUUGCUUCUCCGAUAAAGAAGUUGUAUGACACAGACUUCAAAACUGGAACUACACUGAGAUACACCUGCCAUCUUGGCUAUAGUAAAAUCAGUUCAAGUUCAGUUACUUGUAAUGAUAGAGGCUCAUGGGACUAUAGUGCUUUUUGUGCUAAGAAACGAUGCAGAAGCCUAGAAGACUUACCCAAUGGGAAAGUGGAAGUUAAGACAGAUUUUCUUUUUGGUUCAACUAUAGAAUUCAGCUGCUCAGAGGGGUAAGUAUAAGGCAAUCCAGAAGCAAUACUUUUCUUUUCAAUUAGUUUUUAUAAGUAGGUAAAGUAUUCUCAUGUUUCAAAAAUAAAAUUUUGUAAAAAGGUAUACAUCCAGAA
This is a messenger RNA of Balaenoptera musculus (blue whale), 799 nucleotides long. RefSeq names its product C4b-binding protein alpha chain-like. The coding region runs from base 261 to 689 and encodes 142 amino acids. Lineage: Eukaryota; Metazoa; Chordata; Mammalia; Artiodactyla; Balaenopteridae. Gene Ontology annotation, biological process: negative regulation of complement activation, classical pathway. The record is from RefSeq and is a predicted model, not a curated record. The transcript has 4 exons.